Messenger RNA from Cryphonectria parasitica EP155, 607 nucleotides. RefSeq lists its product as uncharacterized. The record is from RefSeq and is a predicted model, not a curated record. The coding region runs from base 118 to 333 and encodes 71 amino acids. The transcript is spliced from 2 exons. Lineage: Eukaryota; Fungi; Ascomycota; Sordariomycetes; Diaporthales; Cryphonectriaceae.
GCUGCACUCUGGCACUUUGACAUCCAACAUUGUGUCUACAUACCCAAAAGUGAUCGUGAAAAUAUCCAAAUUCAUACAUCUCAAGACAAUCUGAUCUAGCCCACCAAGACAAACAACAUGAGCGGGAUCACAGAUAAUGCGGCGACCCAAGCCCACGAUCUCGUGGAGCAAGCCGAAAUCGAAGAGCAAAAGGUUCAAGGAGAUGAUGCUAUGAUUGGUGGGGUCAAGACAACUGGUCUUGAGGGCAGUGCUCCUGACGGCGGGAAGCAGACAGGAGGAGGGCAGAAGUCGACAUUGGACAAGGUCAAGGAAACCCUCCAUCUCAAAAAGUAGCUGAUUUAUCAGAGCCUAAAAAAAGACCAAGAAGAAAAGAAAAGAAGAAAACCAAGAAAAAAAGGGUACUCGGUACCUGCUUAGGUACCUGUGCGUGAGCACAUGAGUAGCUCAGGCAUUGGAGUUUUGCGCCUUCUGAUUGUUCGUACUGGCUUCUUAAAUGAGUAUAAACAGUUUUAACAUGAAUGUAGUGAUGGUAGCAUACCAAGCCGUCUUGAAAUCAAGUACAGUUCCACCAGAUAGAUACUGAUGAUGUAUAUUUUGGGUAGCCCCC